Molecule: messenger RNA, 1434 nt
Organism: Trichoplusia ni (cabbage looper)
Lineage: Eukaryota; Metazoa; Arthropoda; Insecta; Lepidoptera; Noctuidae
Gene: PTPMT1
Product: phosphatidylglycerophosphatase and protein-tyrosine phosphatase 1
Exons: 6
Coding region: 100-708 (202 amino acids)
Biological process (GO): protein dephosphorylation
Molecular function (GO): protein tyrosine/serine/threonine phosphatase activity; phosphatidylinositol-4,5-bisphosphate 5-phosphatase activity; phosphatidylglycerophosphatase activity
Source: RefSeq, a predicted model, not a curated record
GUCAAGAUGACAUAACACAUUAGCUGUCAUCGCAAGUGGAAGGAGGAUCGCAAAACAGAAAUUAAAAUUCAAUCCCCACCACGAAGAUCAGCUUUCACCAUGGCGACCGCAAUGUUCGCGCGAGUGACUUUCUACCCGACUCUCCUGUACAAUGUCCUCAUGGAGAAGGUCACCAGCCGGCGCUGGUACGACAGGAUGGAUGAUACUGUGAUCCUGGGCGCUCUCCCCUUCCAAAGUAUGACAAAACAGUUAAAAGAAGAAGAAAAUAUUAAAGGAGUUGUUUCUAUGAACGAGACAUAUGAAUUGAAGAUAUUCUCAAAUGAUGCAGAGAAAUGGCGGGAACAAGGCGUCGAGUUUCUGCAGUUAGCAACUACAGAUAUAUUUGAAGCGCCAGACCAGGACAAACUGUUUGAGGGAGUCACGUUUAUCAACAGGUUCCUACCCCCGGACAGCAAGCUGGCGGGCGUGCCCACGCACAGCGCGCAGGUGAACGGCGGCAGCGUGUACGUGCACUGCAAGGCGGGACGCACGCGCAGCGCCACGCUCGUGGGCUGCUAUCUCAUGAUGAAAAACGGAUGGUCCCCUGAAGAAGCAGUGAAGUACAUGCGACACAGGCGGCCUCACAUCCUGCUGCACACCAAGCAGUGGGAGGCGCUAGACAUAUUCCAUAGACAACACGUCCAUAGACAUAACGUCAAUCGAACAUGAGAGUAGACACUGUAGUCAUAGACAAUUAGACAAACUUGAUUUGAGCGUUUUAACAAUGCCUUAUGAUAUUUUUAAAUGUGAUGUUAGGUGUCAUUAGGCUGUUUAAACUUGUUUUAACAUCAAAUUAAUUACAGUCAAUAAUAGACCUCACAGGAAAACUUACAUUUACAAUAUCGGUAUAAAACACAGUGCCGUAUAAGGCACUUUAGCCCAGUGCCACUAUGACCAGGGGCCCGGGUGAUUCUUCAGAAAAAAUUACAUCCAUUCAAGGUCGUCAUUAUCCUCACCAACUGGUUUACAUCACUGUGAUGCUAAAAUGUUUUAAUCCUUACGUCAUUUAGUAAUAGCCGUAGAACUUUACAAGUUUAGAUAAAUAUAAUAUUAAAUCAAGCAAUCUGCAUUAUGUAAAGUGUGGUGAGGAUAAUGAUGUUGUUAAUUUGUGUUACUUUUUUCCGGAGAAUCACCCCCAAAAAGCUCGAUAAAGUUUUCACUGAAUGCAAAUAACUUGAACCAAGGGGGCCCUCCUUUGUUGCCUCGAGAUAAUACAUGUAUAUUGAAUACGUUUCGCACCUCUACCUCAAAUCAAGAUUAGAAAAUAUUUAAAAUGUUAAACAUUCGUAUUUAGUUUACAAUAAUAAUGCAAAGUUAACCGAAAGUACAGUUUAGCACAAUUUACAAUAAUAAACAAACUAUUUUAUUGUUUUAUUAAAAUAUGUUACGUAGUUU